CGUGCCAGCCCCAGCCAGUAGCUUCCUCCAGUCUUUCCUUCCAUCUCUCUCCCCCUCCUCCCCCGUUCCCCUUCCGAAUUCCGAUCCAUCGAUCCCUAGGGCCUCGCGCCGGAGCCUGCCUGCCUGCCCAUCAUGGCGGGGUCGAUCCGCGUCACCAUGGAGGUCGGCGCCGACGGCGUCGCGCUCAUCACCAUCUGCAACCCGCCCGUCAAUGCGCUGCACCCCAUCAUCAUCCAGGGGCUCAAGGAGAAGUACGCCGAGGCCAUGGAUCGCGACGACGUCAAGGCCAUCGUGCUCACUGGUGCUGCGGGCAAGUUUUGUGGGGGCUUUGAUAUUAAUGUUUUCACAAAAGUUCAUGAGACUGGAGAUGUGACACUUAUGCCUGAUGUGUCUGUUGAGCUUGUGUCAAAUAUGAUGGAAGAGGGCAAAAAACCUUCUGUUGCUGCCAUUCAAGGCCUUGCUCUCGGUGGAGGACUAGAGUUGACUAUGGGUUGUCAUGCUCGGAUAUCUACACCUGAAGCUCAACUUGGAUUACCAGAGCUAACUCUCGGCGUGAUACCUGGAUUUGGAGGAACCCAGCGUCUGCCAAGGCUUGUAGGCCUGCCCAAAGCAAUAGAAAUGAUGCUGCAAUCAAAGUUCAUUACAGCAAAGGAAGGGAAAGAACGUGGUUUUGUUGAUGCGCUUUGCUCCCCUGACGAGUUGAUAAAAUUGUCACGCUUUUGGGCUCUGGAGAUUGCUAAUUGCCGUAAACCUUGGAUAAGAUCGCUUGGCAGAACGGAUAGGCUUGGCUCACUGUCUGAAGCUCGUGCUGUGUUAAAUAUGGCAAGAGAACAAGCAAAGAAGGUUGCGCUAAACAUGCCACAGCACCAAGCAUGCUUAGAUGUUAUUGAAGAAGGUGUAGUGUUUGGAGGCCAUGCUGGUGUUGUAAAGGAAGCCAAGGUUUUCAAGGAGUUGGUACUAUCAACAACAUCAAAGGCACUUGUCCAUGUAUUUUUUGCGCAACGUUCCACCACAAAGGUGCCUGGUGUUACUGAUAUUCAAAUAAAACCUAGGCAAAUAAAAAAAGUUGCUGUUAUUGGCGGUGGUCUUAUGGGCUCUGGAAUUGCAACAGCACUUCUAGUUGGCAAUAUAUCUGUUGUCCUGAAGGAAGUAAACCCUCAAUUUCUGAAAAGGGGACAAAAUACAAUAGCAGGAAAUCUUGAGGGCCUAGUCAAAAGAGGCUCAUUGACAAAGGAUAAGAUGAACAAGGCCAUAUCACUUCUCAAGGGUGCGUUGGAUUAUUCAGAUUUCAAGGAUGUUGAUAUGGUUAUUGAGGCUGUUAUAGAGAAGAUUCCUUUGAAGCAAUCAAUAUUUGCUGACAUUGAGAAAAUCUGCCCGCCACAUUGCAUACUUGCAACGAACACAUCCACCAUCGAUUUGAAUGUUGUUGGCGAGAAGACAAAAUCUCAAGAUAGAAUUAUAGGGGCACAUUUUUUCAGCCCUGCUCAUAUUAUGCCUUUACUUGAAAUUGUCCGUACGGAGAAGACAUCGCCACAAGCUAUCCUUGAUCUCAUCACAGUUGGGAAAAUAAUAAAGAAAGUUCCUGUUGUGGUUGGCAACUGCACGGGCUUUGCAGUAAACCGUACAUUUUUCCCUUACACACAGGGUUCUCAGCUUCUAGUCAGUCUUGGCAUUGAUCUUUUCAGAAUUGACCGAGUAAUAAGCAGCUUUGGCAUGCCUCUGGGACCUUUCCAACUCCAGGAUGUAGCUGGAUAUGGAGUAGCCUUGGCAGUGAAAGAUAUCUAUGCAGCUGCUUUCGGAACACGGAAUUUUGAUUCUGAUCUAGUGGUUUUGAUGGCAGAGGAUGGGCGACAAGGAAAGAUCAAUGGAAAAGGUUAUUACCUUUAUGAGAAGGGUGGGAAGCCAAAGCCAGACCCUAGUGUUCAACAUGUGAUUGACGAAUACAGAAAACGAGCAAAGACAAUGCCAGACGGAAAGCCUGUUACUUUAUCGGAUCAAGAUAUAUUGGAGAUGGUUUUCUUCCCGGUAGUUAACGAGGCAUGCAGGGUCAUGGAUGAAAAUGUUGUGAUCAGGGCUUCUGAUCUUGAUAUUGCAUCUGUCCUUGGGAUGGGCUUUCCGAAGUACAGGGGUGGCCUCAUCUUCUGGGCUGACACUGUUGGAGCAUCUUAUAUAUAUUCAAAGCUUACAAAGUGGGCUGAGCUUUAUGGUGAUUUCUUCAAGCCAUCAUUAUAUUUGGAAGACAGAGCAAAAAGUGGCCGCCUGCUGGGCGCGCCACGCAUGUCUCAACAAUCUUCGUCAAGGUCACGCAUGUGAGGUAUCUGUGUUCAGCACAUGGCAGAGGUGUUUGCUUGAACAACAUGAGCACCCUUGCCACACACAAAUGUAUUGUAUUCAAAAGGAGUUCCAGGGAAGUGUUCACUGCAGUGUAUUGGGUCGUCCAUCAUGUUCCAUUUUCGUAUUUGGGCUGCUGCUACGACAAUCAGAACAAUAGAUGUCAAGCAUGUUUUUUCUGAUUGUAAUUUCAUGGCUCAAUACUGUAACUAAUGGUAUGAUUGUCACAAGUAUAAUAAAGAGUAUGCUGCGUGUUUCCCAA
Molecule: messenger RNA, 2593 nt
Organism: Brachypodium distachyon (stiff brome)
Lineage: Eukaryota; Viridiplantae; Streptophyta; Magnoliopsida; Poales; Poaceae
Product: peroxisomal fatty acid beta-oxidation multifunctional protein
Exons: 18
Coding region: 133-2313 (726 amino acids)
Biological process (GO): fatty acid beta-oxidation
Cellular component (GO): peroxisome
Molecular function (GO): NAD+ binding; (3S)-3-hydroxyacyl-CoA dehydrogenase (NAD+) activity
Source: RefSeq, a predicted model, not a curated record